Ixodes scapularis (black-legged tick) is the source of this 441-nucleotide messenger RNA. RefSeq names its product valacyclovir hydrolase. The record is from RefSeq and is a predicted model, not a curated record. The transcript is spliced from 3 exons. NCBI's taxonomy places the organism in Eukaryota, Metazoa, Arthropoda, Arachnida, Ixodida, Ixodidae. Bases 49 to 441 code for a protein of 130 amino acids.
CCGCUGCUGGCUGCUUUUUGGUGGGGUUGUGCGUGUGGCAUCGGCAAGAUGAUUUCACAUAGCCUUCGGCAAUGUGUUUUCUCUACACCAAAGUCACUUCCCUCCAUUUCUGCUAGAUGCUUUUCUAAAGAAAUGGCACAAAAAGCACCAGGGAAGCUUCUGGACGUUCUAGGCUACCGUAUACACUUUGAAACAGUCGGAAACGGACCCAAGGUACUCGUUUUACUGCCGGGAGCCAUCGGAUCUACACGGACAGACUUUAGUCCCCAGCUAGAGAAAUUGGACAGGAAGCAGUUCACACUAGUGGCCUGGGAUCCACCAGGCUAUGGAUUCAGCCGGCCGCCGGAAAGGACUUUUCCUGUGGACUUCUACCACCGAGAUGCCAGGGUGGUGGCACAGCUCAUGAAGGCAGGUACCCCACCUUGUAGCUUAUGCCAGUGA